AUGGCAUUGGAUACUUUGGAUUUUGCAGUCAUCGCCGGGUUGGCUUUGGCAGUAGCAUUUUACUUCGGUAGAGAGUUCAUCUUUGGAUCCGACCAGGCAACAUCAGCUGGUUUCGUCGCUGGCGGCGACGAAAAUGACCGUGAUUUGGGUGCUACUUUAAAAACGAAUAAAAAGAAUGCGGUUGUGUUUUUCGGCUCUCAAACAGGAACGGCGGAGGAUUAUGCAAACAAGUUAGCCAAAGAGCUUCACUCAAAAUUUGGAUUAUCUGUAUUAAUUGCAGACAUGGCGGAUUAUGACUACGACAAUUUUCACGAAUUGAAUCCUGAUUAUCUCUUCUUCUUUCUUGUUGCGACCUAUGGUGAAGGUGAACCUACUGAUAAUGCAGUUGAGUUUUUUAACUGGUUGGAAGGCGACGCAGAACAACUCUCGAACAUCAAGUUCACGGUUUUUGGCCUAGGAAAUUCAACUUACGAGUUUUACAAUGCCAUGGGGGCAAAACUCAACGAAAAAUUUGAAGAAUUGGGUGCUGAACGCAUAGCACCUUACGGGCAAGGUGAUGACGGUAUCGGCACGAUGGACGAGGACUUUUUGUCUUGGAAAGAGGAGUGCUUUGAUUGCCUUAAAGCGAAUUUGGAUUUGGAAGAAAGAGAGGUGGAAUAUGAGCCAUCCUUUGAGCUUGUCGAAGAGCAGGAAUUAGAUACAAACGCCGAAGGCGUUUCACACGGUGAGCCUAACAAAGCUUAUGUUAAUAUGUCGAAAGACUUGACGAAGGGCCCCUUUGAUCAUACUCAUCCAUAUUUGGCCCCCAUAAAGAAGACGCAAGAGCUAUUUGUAUCUGAGCAAAGAUCCUGUGUCCAUACGGAAUUCGACAUUUCUAACUCAAAUCUAAGAUACACAACUGGAGACCAUCUAGCCAUUUGGCCCUCAAACUCAGAUGAGAAUGUUUCUCGAUUCCUUUCUUGCUUUGGUUUUGCUGAUCGGAAAGACGAAGUAUUUUCUCUCAAAGCAUUGGAUUCCACCGUUCUGAUUCCAUUUCCGGUACCUAUUACUUACGAAGCUGCUGUGAGACACCAUAUGGAAAUCUCCGGUCCCAUUUCCAGACAGUCUUUAGCCUCAAUUGCGCCCUUUGCUCCAAACGAGGAAACAAAGAAGGAGGCUAUGAAAUUGGGAAGUGACAAAGAAUUAUUCGCAAAACAAAUUCAUGACUGUAACCUUAAUUUGGCGGAUGCUUUAUUAAAAAUUUCGGGCGGAGUGAAGUGGGAAUCUGUCCCAUUUGUGUUCUUGAUAGAGCUUAUGCCAAGCUUACAACCUCGCUACUACUCCAUCUCCUCCUCCUCGUUGUCUGAAAAAACAUCGAUUCAUGUAACUGCUGUCGUGGAGGUUGAAAAGCAUGAUGAACAUAUUGUCAGUGGUGUUGCGACUAACUUGCUUAAGGAUAUCGAAGUGCAUCAAAAUGGGUCACAUUUCACCUACAAUAUCAGUUAUGAUUUGAAAGGGCCAAAGAACAAGUUUGAUGGCUAUAAGUUGCCGGUGCAUGUUAGGAGAUCCACCUUUAAGUUGCCGUCAAAUCCUUCAACUCCUAUCAUCUUAGUAGGACCCGGAACUGGUGUCGCACCAAUGAGAGGGUUUGUCAGAGAAAGGGCCAAGCUCUUGCAGCAGGAUCACAACAUCAACGUUGGAAAAAUUCUCUUAUUUUAUGGGUGUAGAACUCUGACUGAAGAUUUUCUUUACAAAACUGAGUGGCCGGAGUAUGCUAAACAAUUGGGACAGCUGUUUGAGAUGGAUGUGGCCUUUUCUAGGGAAUCGAGUGAAAAGGUAUAUGUUCAGGACAAAAUUUUGGCUAGAGCCGAGAUGGUGGAUGAGCUUUUGCAAAAUGGUGCUUACAUAUACGUUUGUGGUGACGCCUCUAGAAUGGCGAGGGAUGUGCAAUCUACGUUCGUUAAAGUCAUAUCUCAGCAAAGGCAGCUUCCAGAGGAGAAAGCAGCAGAGUUGGUGAGGUCACUCAAGGUUCAAAAUCGCUAUCAAGAAGAUGUUUGGUGA
Messenger RNA from Candidozyma auris, 2040 nucleotides. RefSeq names its product NADPH--hemoprotein reductase (gene NCP1). The transcript has a single exon. Gene Ontology annotation, molecular function: NADPH-hemoprotein reductase activity; FMN binding; flavin adenine dinucleotide binding. Gene Ontology annotation, cellular component: cytosol. NCBI's taxonomy places the organism in Eukaryota, Fungi, Ascomycota, Pichiomycetes, Serinales, Metschnikowiaceae. Bases 1 to 2040 code for a protein of 679 amino acids. The record is from RefSeq and is a predicted model, not a curated record.